Penicillium roqueforti is the source of this 687-nucleotide messenger RNA. RefSeq lists its product as uncharacterized. The coding region runs from base 1 to 687 and encodes 228 amino acids. NCBI's taxonomy places the organism in Eukaryota, Fungi, Ascomycota, Eurotiomycetes, Eurotiales, Aspergillaceae. The record is from RefSeq and is a predicted model, not a curated record. The transcript has a single exon.
AUGGCAACUCCGAUGGCAUCUCCGAUCCGCCUAUCCCCACAUGUUCAGUGUAUUCAGCAAAGCUCACCCUACACCAACAUAUAUGAUAAUGCGCCUGUUAGUCCGCUUCGGGAUCUGCUCCCCCAUUCCCACCCAGAACAGAAACGCUGGGAAAAUCCCGGCGGCUGGGGUGCACGUCACUUGAAUGACAUGGCGCCGUUCACGCUUUGGGACGAGCAAAACCACAAGUUCCGCCACCCCUCAGGUCAGGACUGGACCUGGAUCCGUAAUAAGUUCGGGGAAGGAACAGUGCACAUCUCCGCGUGGCUUAUUUGUAUGGAGACGGCCUCUCCACCCCAGCCUAUACCACUGACCCUUGGAACGAUGCCUGUCAUAUUCGUGCGUCCCGGUGAGAUGUUUAGGGAGCCAAUCCCCUUAUCUGGAUAUUCGAAUCCUCGUGUUCCCGAUCCCUGUCCCACUGUCCGGUGGCCCCAAUUAACCAAUCCGACUAAGCGUCAGGCAGUUGCUGUGCUUACUGCCAUCGCGCCACUUGCUCGUGUGAGAGCUGCUAUGUUUCUCCCGGCUUGGACUAUCUUCGAACUUGAGUUUGGAGAUGGCCGGAACUACGAAAAGCGAUCCCUUCCCGGGUCGUGGCAGGCCGAACAGCACUCUACCACCACGGAGAUCAACCGUUUUCUAGCACCAUGA